Bombina bombina (fire-bellied toad) is the source of this 4397-nucleotide messenger RNA. It is a transcript of the gene PPP1R13L, whose product is annotated as protein phosphatase 1 regulatory subunit 13 like. Bases 1639 to 4068 code for a protein of 809 amino acids. NCBI's taxonomy places the organism in Eukaryota, Metazoa, Chordata, Amphibia, Anura, Bombinatoridae. The transcript is spliced from 11 exons. The record is from RefSeq and is a predicted model, not a curated record. Gene Ontology annotation, molecular function: transcription factor binding. Gene Ontology annotation, biological process: positive regulation of cell differentiation; regulation of transcription by RNA polymerase II.
CAGUCUCUCUGUAACUGUCUCUCCCUCUCUCACCAGUCUCUGUAACUGUCUCUCCCUCUCUCACCAGUCUCUCUGUAACUGUCUCUCCCUCUCUCACCAGUCUCUCCCUCUCUCAACAGUCUCUCCCUCUCUCAACAGUCAGUCUCUCCCUCCCUCAACAGUCUCUCUGUAACUGUCUCUCCCUCUCUCACCAGUCUCUCCCUCUCUCACCAGUAUCUCCCUCUCUCACCAGUCUCUCUGUGCUUCUCUCUCUCUAUUUGUGUUUAUGUUCCUAUAAGGCUUAUCUUUGCAGUCACACACAUUCCUGCUUGCUCUCCCUCUCUCACCAGUCUCUCUGUAACUGUCUCUUCCUCUCUCUCACCAGUCUUUCUGUACCAGUCUCUCUCUCUCUCUCUCUCUCACAAGUCUCUCUGUAACUGUCUCUUCCUCUCUCUCACCAGUCUUACUGUACCAGUCUCUCUCUCUCUCCCUCUCUCUCACAAGUCUCUCUGUACCUGUCUCUCUGUUUGUGUUUAUGUACCUAUAAGGCUUAUCUUUGCGGUCACACACAUUACUGCUUGCUCUCCCUCUCUCACCAGUCUCUCACCAGCCUCUCCCUCUCUCACCAGUCUCUCCCUCUCUCACCAGUCUCUCCCUCUCUCACCAGUCUCUCUGUAACUGUCUCUUCCUCUCUCUCACCAGUCUUUCUGUACCAGUCUCUCUCUCUCUCCCUCUCUCUCACAAGUCUCUCUGUAACUGUCUCUCCCUCUCUCACCAGUCUUUCUGUACCAGUCUCUCUCUCUCUCCCUCUCUCUCACAAGUCUCUCUGUACCUGUCUCUCUGUUUGUGUUUAUGUACCUAUAAGGCUUAUCUUUGCGGUCACACACAUUCCUGCUUGCUCUCCCUCUCUCACCAGUCUCUCUGUAACUGUCUCUCCCUCUCUCACCAGUCUUUCUGUACCAGUCUCUCUCUCUCUCCCUCUCUCUCACAAGUCUCUCUGUACCUGUCUCUCUGUUUGUGUUUAUGUACCUAUAAGGCUUAUCUUUGCGGUCACACACAUUCCUGCUUGCUCUCCCUCUCUCACCAGUCUCUCUGUAACUGUCUCUCCCUCUCUCACCAGUCUUUCUGUACCAGUCUCUCUCUCUCUCACAAGUCUCUCUGUACCUGUCUCUCUGUUUGUGUUUAUGUACCUAUAAGGCUUAUCUUUGCGGUCACACACAUUACUGCUUGCUCUCCCUCUCUCACCAGUCUCUCUGUAACUGUCUCUCCCUCUCUCACCAGUCUUUCUGUACCAGUCUCUCUCUCUCUCCCUCUCUCUCACAAGUCUCUCUGUACCUGUCUCUCUGUUUGUGUUUAUGUACCUAUAAGGCUUAUCUUUGCGGUCACACACAUUCCUGCUUGCUCUCCCUCUCUCACCAGUGUCUGAAACAGAGCACAGGAAUGUGAUGAAAAAGGUGUCCCUCCCUCCCCUGACUCAUCUCCCUCCCCUACCCUGUGGGCGCUGUGUACCUCCAUGUGUGGGACAUUUAAUCCCUCCCUUGUGUAGAUCACAAACAUUAUCCUUUCUUACUUAUUCUCAGAGGAGUCUGUCCUGUGCAUAUCUCUACCUCUGUUCUAUGUAACUUCUCACUUAUUAUCUGACUUAUUUUUGGGUUUAUAAUGGAGGUCAUUGUCCUUCCCAGGACCAAACUGAUUAGUUGGCGAGAUUCUCUUCGCAAGAUGGCAGGAGACCAAGUCAAAGCAGAGAAGGCAUUUAUGGACAUGAACUACCAUUCUCUGGCCUCCCAGGAAUUGGAUUUGAAGCAAAUGGAACUGGAUUCUGCAGCGGCCAAAUUAGAUGUCCUGAGACGUGAGCUGGAGAAUAAGAGAGAAGCCGGAAACCCUAUCAAGGGACAGAGUAAAGAUGUUCCCACUCAGGGAACUGUCCUCUCCCUUUCCCCCUCACUGACACGGAAGUCCAUCCCCUCUCCAAAUCCUGUCUCUAUCACCUCCAACCUACCUGUUCUCAAACCCCGCCCACAAGAGUCCAUGCCUGUGGCCCCCCAAUUGUUUUUUAGCCACACACCCUCAGGUCCCUCACACCCGAUUUCCCCCACCCUCACUCGUCGGACCCAUUCUACUGACUCUAAUACAGAUUCCUAUCUCAGCGCCCCAUUGCGUAGCCCCAGAGGUCGCCCCUCCUCUCCUCGAUUACAUUACUAUGAACGCUCUCCCUCACCCCGUCUGUUGUCUGGCUCAUAUGAUUACCCUCUGGUACCUCGAUCUGCCUCACCUGUACCGGAUAUGCCCCCCGGAGGGAUGUAUACUGAAUGGGGUCCCCCACAGAGGCAUACACCAGCCUAUGAGGUCCCUCCUGGCUUCGUACCCAGGUUUUCAGAUGAUGUCAGUUCUCUUCGCCGCCGGCCACCACAACGCAACUGGAACGAGUCUGAUCUGGAUGUUUCGUAUGAAAAGAAACCAUCUUCAGAAAGGUCUGAUCGAGCCCCUAUUGGGGGUCUUCCGCUUGUUGGGGCCUGGAGGGAGAGCAGCUUGGACGCCAUGCCAGCGAAAGGGAAGGGAGACUCCUCUUCCACUCUCCCUCGAGGUUACAAAUUUUCCUCAGGUACAGACCGUAUUUCCUCUGGGGUGGAGCCUGUACGGAGAUCAGGAACUGGCACUCUGCCCCGUUCACUCCCCACUCAGCAGCCUAUCUCGCGUAUUCCUGUUCCACCUCCUCAAGGGAGAAACCAGCCUCACAGGCCCCUCCCUCUUUCCAUGAUUUUUCGUCUGCAAAAUGCAUUCUGGGAGCACCAGACCCCACCCCCUAUGCAAUCCACACAACCUCCAGUGACUAUGGUCCAGCCACCGCCUUUAUUUUUACCUGUAGUACCAGAUUUGCCACUCCCUGCUGUGCCUGCUCAAGUAGCACCUCAGAGUGAGGAAGUGCCCCGACCCCUCAGUCCCACCCGUCUUCAGCCCACACUUCCUCCCUCAUUGGCUGAGGUACAGAGAGUACUUGAAGAUAUGCCACGCCCUUUGAGGAGGAGGGGCUCCCAAGAGCACACAAGUCAGGGCCCUCUUCUUCCCUCUCACAACCGACAGUACAAGCAAAUUAUGGGUCGUCUUUUUGGGAGAGCUCCCAGCAAGCUAAAAACAGAUGAGAAGUUUCAAGGCUCCUCACAAAAGUAUGGGUCUGUCUCAGAGGAACAGGGAACUGAGGAUGAGAUGAUAAACACCUACUUUAAGACACCCACAAUUAUUGAGGAUGCCAAGACUGAAGAGAAAUUAUCAGACUCCUCCCCUAAUCGUACACCAUCCCCUGAGGAACCACCUUGCAUCAUUAUAGAGGGAUCAGAAUCCAGGGUGGGGGCAUGCCCUGUGCCUUCUGAAGUGGAGUCAGGAGUUCCUGUGGUGAUUGGAGGAAAUCAGACCAUGGGUCUCCGAUCUGCUUUAAAGGGCCGUAACUCCCCACGCAAAUCUGGCCCCCGCAGAGCCAGACUGGACCCCCUCAUAAUGCUUCUAGAUGGUGCACUGACAGGUGAACUGGACGUGGUGACACAGGCUCUGAGAGAGGUAAAUGACCCCAGCCUACCUAACGAGGAGGGAAUCACCGCCCUGCACAAUGCAAUAUGUGGCGCUAAUUACCACAUUGUUAACUUACUUGUGAACAGCGGAGCCAAUGUUAACGCUGCAGAUAGUCACGGAUGGACCCCCCUCCACUGUGCUGCCUCCUGUAACGACACACAGAUGUGCUCCAUAUUGGUGCGACACGGAGCAGCCAUCUUUGCUACAACCUACAGUGAUGGCAGCCUGGCUGUUGAUAGAUGUGAUCCCUAUCAGGAGGGUUAUAAAGAAUGCAUCACUUUCCUAACCGAGGUUGAACAGUGCAUGGGAGAGACCCAGAGUGGAGUAGUCUAUGCAUUGUGGGACUACACAGCCGAGUUUUCUGACGAGUUGUCCUUUAGGGAAGGGGAUACUGUCACUGUAUUAAGGAAGGAUGGUGAUGGGGGUAACUGGUGGUGGGCCUCUCUGUGUGGACGAGAAGGCUACGUACCUCGUAACUACUUUGGGAUGUACCCAAGAGUACGACCGCAACGCAGCCCCCUGUGAUGUCAUAAGAGCAGGGUCAUAAUCAACAUGCAAAAAUAUCAUUCACCAGCGGAGGAAAGUGUGUGAAAGUGUGUAGGAGUGUGUGCGUCUGUGUGUCUUGGGGUAAAUGUAAACAUAGUGUGUGUAGGAGUGUGUGCGUCUGUGUGUCUUGGGGUAAAUGUAAACAUAGUGCGUUUGUGGUACUCUGUGUGUGACGACUGCCUAUCUGGCGGAGAAGUGUGCUGCUAGUGGGGUCUAUCACACAGCAGCAAGUGUGUAGUUGUGUGAUCUUAUGUUUGUCUCUCUUUGUACAACAUUAUAUUAUUUUGUAAUAAAAAAUAGACUAACAA